CUAUUCUCGAACUCUCUAUAUUACUCUACCCGAUCUACCUAAUUGCGUAAUAUAUGCAAGACCCACUAGCUUGAAUUAUAAUCGAAUAAAGGUAAUACGCGAGUUGCGAUCUUGUAUUCAUUUGUAAAGCCCCCGAAGCUCACGAUGCGCUUCUUCAUAGCACUCGAAUUCGCUACCUUGGCCGCAGCAACACUAUCGCAUCGCCAACCCUUCACUAACAGCACAAACAAGAUAAAAUGUCCGUUAAUCUUCGACGGCCGCAUACCCUCCAACCUCACACUCUCUUCUUUUGACGAUGCCUCCACAUCACCCUAUAACCCAGGCUUCGUCAAAGGCGAAAACCGCACCUGGUCCUCGAUUCUCCUCCUCCCGAACAUCUCUGCGUCCCCCUCACGCUUCGACUCCUCCUCCCUGCACAAACCAAUCGAAGUAACCAUCGACUCUGCCUCCCUAUUCCGCCCAGGCUCAAGACUACAAACCGGAUUCCGCCGCGCGGGCCUCCUCCUCAAAGACGAUGCGAACGACGUCGGCGCCGACGCAGCAGACAACGGUACCGUGACGUUCCACUGGAGCAUCAAGCAAGACCUUACCCGGCCGCUAAACCUAAGUCACGAGUACAUGAAUGUGUGGCAUGAGAAAGCGGAUUAUAGCGGGAACCAGUUUACGUUUGUGGGCGGAGUGGUGCUUGUAGGGGAUGGAGGGAACGGGGUCGAUACGUGGGAAGAGAGGGAGAGUUGGAAGGUGCAGAAUGGGAAGAAUGAGUUUGUGUUUCGGACGCCGAUUCUGUUUGGUGCGUGGCAGAAUUUCGGGGUGCAGUUGGAUCAUGGGAAUAAUACGAUACAGGUCUACUAUUCUGCGGGAAAUGCGCCGUUGGAAGCUGUUACGGGGUCUCUUCCGAAUGAGAAUGCUGGAGGAGGGCAAUUGCAGGUGGGGAUUGCGAAGAAGCCAACAGAGACACAGACGGUGGUUUGGGAUGGGUACCAGGAGCCGAUUUCAGAGCGCGGUGAGGGUCAGAUCUAUGGGAGUAUUUUUGUCGAGGAUAGCUCGAAUGGAUGUGUCAGUCUAUAGAACAAGUUAGAACGUGGGUAGAGAAAAGCAUGGAAGAUCUGGUUUCAAGGUCAGUACGUGUAGCCAUAGACGUAGAAAUGGACGCUGUUGAGCGUAAGGGAGAAAAGUAGAGCGCUGCAGUGAUAUCAUUCGGUAGAAAG
Messenger RNA from Cucurbitaria berberidis CBS 394.84, 1208 nucleotides. RefSeq names its product glycoside hydrolase family 131 protein. The transcript has 2 exons. Bases 145 to 1068 code for a protein of 307 amino acids. The record is from RefSeq and is a predicted model, not a curated record. Lineage: Eukaryota; Fungi; Ascomycota; Dothideomycetes; Pleosporales; Cucurbitariaceae.